CCAAACCCCCCACCCCUCUCCUCCCCCUCCAUCCUUCACCCGCGCACUCGUUUUUCUUUUCUAAAGCUGUGGUGUCUUUUUUUUUUUCCUUUAAAAAAAAGUGAUACAAGAUAAUACUUUGCCAAUGCAAGUCGCCUCAUCAACAAACGCCACGUCAUUUUGUGUAGAAUGCCGAGAUCAAGAGGCAUCUGUAUUCUGUGAACAAUGCGAUGAGGACUUUUGUGAAGUAUGCCACGCAAUGCUGCAUCGCACGGGCAACCGACGCAAACAUACUGCAAAGAAUCUAAGAGUACAAGCCGCGUCAGAUACUAAUGGAGUUAAGGGUGCUGCAUCGAGUCAUUCGACAGGUGGAGCUGGAUCCAUCAAGGGAGCUGAUGAUAUGGAUGAAAAGACAUUAAGCGCAGCGAUGGAACUUGAUGGUACAGUAAUAAAUAACGGCGCAGGAGCAACGCUCGGACAGUGGAUGGAAAAAAGAGCAAAGUUUGUUCCAUUACGACUUGAUGCGCAUGAGCGGAAUUUAUUACGACUCUUAGAGGCAGCAUUGAACGUAUCAGAAUACACUGACAAAAUCGAUAUCCUUUCGUAUGCCAACAAGGCCAGACGUAUUGUGACUCAAAUCCGCGAUCUAUGUGCUAUCAUCUCGGGUCUGUUAGUUGCUGGUGACUACAAACUGGGUGAUCAGCUCUUUUCUGGAAACAGUGUCAAGCAGAACGAAGCGUUUUUCCAACAAGUCUUUGAAGUGGGAAGACGUCACAAGAUCAUGAAUCCUGAAAAAAUGCGAUCGACCUAUGGCAAGCUGAUGUACAUGUUGAUGGAUUCAGUGAUACCAGAAGUAGAGGAUAGCCUUGGGUUCUCAUGUGUGAUUCCUAUCAAAACCGUGUUUGAAUAUCUCAAAGCAAACGAUUGUUUGGAACUGUUGCAUGACGACAUGGUUGCCCUAGCAACGCGUGAAAUUGCUCAAGAAUUCAAGAGCAGAGCACAAAUCAAUGCUGAAGUCCAACGGAAAAAACGGGCGAUUGAAGCAUUGAGCGAGAAAUAUGCGAAUGAACGGGUUUCCAAAGAUGAUAUUGCACGCUGUCUCGCAUCCUUAUCUGAUAAUCACGCCUAUCUCAAAUCAAAUCGCGACCCUUGUGACAAAAUGCUAAAAUACCUAUCAAAAUACUUUAACCCAUCCAAAUCCGAGAGCGGAUACUCAUUAGCCAUUAUGGCCGGGCGCCACGGACAUCGAUUGACACACACUCACUCAACACAAUAUGCCUACGUUCACCAAUCCUUAUGUUUGUGGCGUGAAAUAGUCCACGAGAUGUACAUGUUAUGGAGCUUAUCAGACGAAGACUUGUUGUCUUUUAAUCCGUAUCGCUUGACAAACACCGGUCAAGGGUUACAACGUAUCCAGCAAUGUCGUGGGAUUGGUAGCGCUAUGCACAAGAUUCUCAACCGGGCACAAAAGAAGAGUGGAUCAUGGGUCGGUAGUAGCGUUGUCCAUUUGGGCGAUCGUAACGUACCCAAUGCUUUCAUGUUCAUUGACAAGUAUAAUCAAGUUUCCCGAAUCCUGACACCGAUCGUGAACACAUUGGAUCGGAUAGACUCGUUGCUGGAAGACUCGGCCAUAGCAGCAUACCUCGAUGAAACCUAUGGUGGUGUGGAUCAGUGUAAAAAAGACAUUCUUUAUGAUUUCUUCCGGUUCGGCUUUGAUGGAUCCGGUGCCGAUAACUAUUUCGAUGCUGGUAGCUGUAUCGAUGGUCGACUCACAUCUGCAUGGAACUGGUGUUCACACAUCGAAAAGAAGAAAUUCUUUCCCAUUUUCUUAUUGACUAGUUUUAUUGGUUUCGAUGGUGGUGGAUGGUAGUAGUAAGCUUUGAUGAUGUGUGACUCAUGAAGCCCUGAUGCAACAAAAACAAAUCUUUUCGCUAUCCCACCCCUCCCCUCUCCCACCAUCCUCAAUACUCUAAUACAGUAGAUUUCUCUCUUUUUCCAAUGAGAAAAAAAAGUGCGUGUUUGCGUUAGAUUAGAUACAUACAUUAACACUCGCCUACAAAGAAAAAAACAAAUAAACUUGCUUAAUAAGAACUCAUACACUUUUUUUUCUUUUUGUACUGCUUUCUAUGUUGCAACUGCAGGAAAAGCAUGUAUGAG
Messenger RNA from Zychaea mexicana, 2136 nucleotides. RefSeq lists its product as uncharacterized. Gene Ontology annotation, molecular function: zinc ion binding. The transcript is spliced from 14 exons. The record is from RefSeq and is a predicted model, not a curated record. The coding region runs from base 125 to 1849 and encodes 574 amino acids. NCBI's taxonomy places the organism in Eukaryota, Fungi, Mucoromycota, Mucoromycetes, Mucorales, Lichtheimiaceae.